Messenger RNA from Juglans regia (Persian walnut), 798 nucleotides. RefSeq names its product heavy metal-associated isoprenylated plant protein 25-like. Gene Ontology annotation, molecular function: metal ion binding. The record is from RefSeq and is a predicted model, not a curated record. Lineage: Eukaryota; Viridiplantae; Streptophyta; Magnoliopsida; Fagales; Juglandaceae. Bases 287 to 550 code for a protein of 87 amino acids. The transcript has 3 exons.
GCAUAAACAAUUCAAGGAAGUCAAGAAUAAUGAGCGUACCAUGUAAUAUUGCCUUGUGCUAUGUUGGCAAUGGAAUGGAAGAAUCAGAUUCUAGAUUGGAAAGAAGAAUUCAAGUAAAUGGUUGAAACAUAAACCAGCUCAUGAGCCAUCUUCAUUUUUAUUCUGACCUGCUUUCUGAUAUCCACUUUUCUGUCUUCCAUCCAAGCAUUUCUGAGUUCUCAUUCUACUCUUGGGUCUUAAGUCUCUCUCUCUCUCUCUCUCUCUCUCUCUCUGGCUGUCAAUUUUCAUGACAGAAAAGGUUUUCUGCAUGGUCAUGAGGAUCCACAUCGACUGCAAUGGCUGUUACAGGAAAGUAAGGAGAUCACUUCUUAGUAUGAAAGAGUUGGAGAAACAUUUGAUAGAGAAAAACCAGAGCAUGGUAACUGUUUUUGGAAGAUUUAUUCCACAGCAAGUGGCAAGCAAAAUAAGGAAGCAAACUAACCGCAGAGUUGAGAUAUUGGACAUCCAAGAAUUCGGCCGCACCUACGAAAAUCAAGACCCGAAACCUUAGAUCAGUUCUUCCAACCUUAAUGUGUCCAACAGCAGCAGCCAAAUCGAAUCUUGUAUAACAGUUAAAGCUUGCAAUUGAAGCUGCUAGCUUCAAUCGUUGUCUGUCAAUUUUGGUGGUCUGUCUUUGUUCAUUGUUGUUGACUAUUUUUUCAAAACCUCUGUUCUCCUUUGCUAAUUGUUAGUUUAAGAGAUUCUACAAAAAUAAGUAUUAUAAACUGACGUGGUUUAGUGUGAUAUAAAUACAUUAUG